UUUAAUUUUACUUUUUUUUCUCUCUCUCUCUCUUUUAAUUUAAAAAAACUGCCUUCCAGUUAAAAAGCAAGGAAACCGUUUUACCUGCAUGUGACAAUCCCAGAGGACACCGAUCAAGAAACGGGAGUGACUUGGUCUUCUGCACUACUUUACUCCUACCCCAAUUUUUUAGGGGGAGAGAAGGAUUUUUCCAGUCCAAGAAUCUCUUGCCCCCAAGUUUUGGAAGGGGGUUGAAGACUUGUCACCCAUCUGGGGGUGCAUGAAGGGUAUUGGUUUUCUUUCUCUGUUAACUUGGUUUUGUGAAGGGUUGGAAGAGAAUUUUGCCUUCCUGACUUGCCUGGAACAAGAGGAUGAUUUGGAAAUGGCUGGGCGCUUUGCUGCUUUUCCCCGUGCAGAUGGUUUAUUUGGUGGUGAAAGCUGCCGUGUGCGUGGUGCUGCCGCCCAAGCUGCGAGACCUGUCCGGGGAGACCGUGCUGGUCACCGGGGGGGGCAGAGGCAUCGGUCGCCAUCUGGCCAGGGAGUUUGCCAAACGAGGAGCCAGAAAGAUCAUCCUGUGGGGUCGAACUGAGAAAUGCCUGAAGGAGACCACAGAGGAAAUCAGGAUGAUGGGGACAGAAUGCUAUUAUUUCAUUUGUGAUGUAGGCAAUCGAGAAGAGGUCUAUCGGCAAGCCAAAGCUGUGCGGGAAAAGGUAGGUGAUAUCACUAUCCUGGUGAACAAUGCUGCUGUGGUCCAUGGUAAGAGCCUGAUGGACAGCGAUGAUGAUGCACUGCUCAAAUCACAACAUAUAAACACCCUGGGACAGUUCUGGACCACCAAAGCAUUCCUGCCAAGGAUGCUGGAGUUGCAGAAUGGACACAUUGUUUGCCUGAACUCUGUCCUGGCCUUGUCAGCCAUCCCUGGUGCCAUUGACUAUUGCACCUCGAAAGCCUCGUCCUUUGCCUUUAUGGAGAGCCUGACCUUGGGGCUGCUAGACUGUCCUGGAGUGAAUGCCACAACAGUCCUGCCCUUCCACACGAGCACAGAGAUGUUUCAGGGCAUGAGAAUCAGGUUCCCUAAUCUUUUUCCUCCUCUCAAGCCAGAGACAGUGGCUAGAAGGACAGUAGAAGCCGUUCAGAUGAAUCAAGCCUUCCUGCUCCUUCCAUGGACAAUGCAUGUUCUUGUCAUCCUAAAAAGCAUUCUCCCUCAGGCAGCACUUGAAGAAAUCCACAAGUUUAAUGGGAGCUACACCUGCAUGAACACUUUUAAAGGACGAACAUAGACUUGAUGGUGCAAGGACUGUUCUUCAGUGAAACCAACACAAGCAUGAAAAUCCUGACAAGACUGUGAAUCAGCAGUCUUGGCUUCUAGCCUGUUCAUGUGACUUGCACUGCUCUGAGGCAACACAUUUCUUGCAGGUCAUAUCCAUAGUAACAUGACCUUUGCACAGGAUUGAAUGACUAGACUGUGGACCCUUGGAAAGAAAAACAAAAAGUGUCAAAUGUUUAUAUGAUGUUUAAUUCUUUAGAGUUCAAUUGUUAAAUCUAAUCAUAGUUUUAAGAUGUAAUUGUUGUUUCUAAAGUGUCUGUAGGCUGUCCCAUCUGAGAGGCAGCACAUCACACCCCAUACUUUAGCCCCUCUCUUCAGAGGAACUGCAGUUACAAACAGCUACUGGUUUCAUUUCAGCUUUUUGAAUGGGGAACUUAAAAUACUUUGAAGAACUAAAAGUUAUGGACAUUUAAUGGAAGCUUCCUUUCCUUCCUUCACUUCACAUCCAUUGAUGAAGCUGUUCCCAACUCGCAUCAGGGAAGGAGCAAAGUGUGGAGCAACGUUUUCUUUGUUAAAGGCCACCCGGGACUUCUGUCUGGAGGGACUGUGCUGGGCCCAAGAAAGCUGUCUUCACCUGUGAAGGCUGGAGAGGAAUGCUGAGUCAGAAGAGCAGACAGUUUGAAUAGUGGAAGAUUCUUUCUGUCACUGAACUCAUAUAUGAAAUUUAAUUGUCUUUCUGAAUAUUUUUGUUCAUUUAUGAUAA
Molecule: messenger RNA, 2009 nt
Organism: Gavia stellata (red-throated loon)
Lineage: Eukaryota; Metazoa; Chordata; Aves; Gaviiformes; Gaviidae
Gene: DHRS3
Product: dehydrogenase/reductase 3
Exons: 6
Coding region: 351-1259 (302 amino acids)
Cellular component (GO): lipid droplet
Molecular function (GO): oxidoreductase activity, acting on the CH-OH group of donors, NAD or NADP as acceptor
Source: RefSeq, a predicted model, not a curated record